AUGUUUUCCGAAUAUGCCUCGCGCUUCCUGGCGCAGAGCAACGUGCAGGAAGAUCAGCGGAAUCCCUCCCGAACCCCUCUCGAUCGCCGACGACGCAUGCCCUCGAACUCCUCCCAAUCGCGAUAUGUUCAGCGACCGGGUGCGCAACAUUCGCGCGCUCCCUCACGCUCUCAAUCUCGCUUUCCUUUUGCAUCCCGCCUGGCCCGGAAUGAUCCGCAGGCUCCGCUCUUCUUCAGCGCCACGGCCGACUACGAGGACGAAGGCGAUGAUCACGAGCGAGAAGUGGAGGAUACGUACGCUUUGCAACGAUCGAGGCAGCAGUUUGGAGGACCCAGCAACAUGUCGGAGAGUUCCGAACUGGAAGAUGAUGGAAUCGUAGGAAUGGAGACGCUGGCCGGCCAAAACCACGACAGACAACGGGCGAGGGAAGAGAGUGAGCAUCCCACCACAUCCUCCGACGACGACGGCAGUCCGACAAGUCGUGCGAGCGGCAGGGGAAAGGGCAGAUUGGUCGACAUUGAUCUCAACUCCACCAUUCAUGAGGAACCGCCGGAGUCUCUGGCCCGUCUACAUUCCACUCGAGACAUCGACGAAGAAGACGAUCCGCCACUACCCUUCCAGCCCUUUCGCUCCACCACCAAACCCCAGCGAUACAGCGCAUUUCUCCCCAUGGAGACGGACGAGGCCACCCAAAUGAUGCAUCCCCGACCGGCAUCUCUGGCCGAAAGUGUGCCCCAGACCGUCAUUCUCCCCACAGAAGAAGUGCCCAAACACGACGCUUUCUGGGCCAGCUUCUUCGUCAUCUCUCACUCCGCCAUGAUCGCCGCCUUUGUCCUGGUCUGGUUCCAAACAUCCACCCCAAAGACGCCCCUCGGCGACACCAUCUUCACCGUCAUCCGCGCCAGCACCAACAUGCUCUWGUGGGACACUCUCCUCGCAGUGGUCAUAUCCCUCCUCCUCUUCUCACUCCUUCGCAAUUAUGUCCGACCACUCGUCUUCAGCAUGCUGGUCAUCGUCCCCGUUCUCCWCGUCACCUUCUCCCUCUACCCAUUCAUCAGCAGCUUCCACGGCGCUGCACACGGCAACUCCAUCCAAGAUCGUCUCAUGCGUUGGUUCUCCGUCAUCCCGGCAAUCAUGGCCUUCUUCUGGACAUGGUCCGUCAUCCACAACCGCCACUCCCUCAACAAGGCCAUCCAGCUUCUUGAAUUCAGCGUCAAGAUCCUCGCGGCAUCCCCAUACCUCAUCAUUCUUGGAUUCACCGCUCUCGGAUUCGUCAUCGUCACCUCCUGGACUUGGCUCCUCAUGUUCGAGCGCGUCUUCCUCUCCGGCCACUUCUCCUCCUCCGGUCCGAAAUCGUUCAUCCUCUCCGCUAAUUCAUGGUGGCUCGGCGCUUUCUUCGUCCUCCAACUUCUCUGGGCACUAUCCGUCAUUGCCGGAAUCCAACGUACGACGACUGCAGCUGUCGUCUCCCAAUGGUACUUUCACCGCCUCGCAAGUCCCCAACCUUCCAGCGCCGAAGUUGUCAAGGCUAGUUUCCUUCACUCCACGGGCGCUUUGUUUGGGUCCAUCUGUCUGAGCACAUUCCUCUCCCUCUUGAUCCGCUUGCCGUUGAUUAUCCUGCCGGGAAGAGUCAGCGGUUUGCUAGGGAUGUGCACGUAUUGGAUGAUUCCACAGGGACUCGCGACGUUGACAAACCCGCUGACUCUGACGUACGCGGCUAUCCAUUCUCAGCCUCUGGGAAUCGCUGCCCGUGGCCUUUCAAGUUUGAACCUCACAAGUAGAACCAACCCAAGUAACACUCUCGGUCGGGAACAUUUCAACGGCGCCGCAGGUCAAUCUACACUCCUCCCUUACCGCUUAGCAAAACUGAUCCUCCAAGCCUCCCGCUGGUUGGCAAGUAUCGCUCUCGGUUUUGGAGGCUGGAUCCGAGUCGCUCACAAUCUACAAUUCGAAGGCUUGAGGGGAAGCAUGUAUGCAUAUGUGGUGGGAUUGAUGGCCGCAACGAUUGGAUUCGCCGUUCUCGGUGCGAUUGAGAAUGUCUUGGGAGGUGUCUUGGAUGCUUGCGUUGUUUGCUGGGGAAGUGAGAGUCUGGGAGGUAGAGGGGAGGCGAAGUUCUGUCGASAGGCAGGAAACUUGUUUGGUGGUGAGGAGGAUUUCGGAGAGAGAGAAGGUAGGAGGGGCAUGGUCUGA
Molecule: messenger RNA, 2190 nt
Organism: Ramularia collo-cygni
Lineage: Eukaryota; Fungi; Ascomycota; Dothideomycetes; Mycosphaerellales; Mycosphaerellaceae
Product: related to choline transporter-like protein
Exons: 2
Coding region: 1-2190 (729 amino acids)
Biological process (GO): transmembrane transport
Cellular component (GO): plasma membrane
Molecular function (GO): transmembrane transporter activity
Source: RefSeq, a predicted model, not a curated record